This is a messenger RNA of Ctenopharyngodon idella (grass carp), 6569 nucleotides long. It is a transcript of the gene ppp6r2b, whose product is annotated as protein phosphatase 6, regulatory subunit 2b. Gene Ontology annotation, molecular function: protein phosphatase regulator activity; protein phosphatase binding. Bases 429 to 2996 code for a protein of 855 amino acids. NCBI's taxonomy places the organism in Eukaryota, Metazoa, Chordata, Actinopteri, Cypriniformes, Xenocyprididae. The transcript is spliced from 23 exons. Gene Ontology annotation, cellular component: cytosol; nucleus. The record is from RefSeq and is a predicted model, not a curated record.
GUUCACACACAGCGUGCGCGUCCGUGUCUCCUAGUCGGCCAUUUUGACUUAAGAAAUAAUGUCAAAAUCUUUUUCUGCUAACAGUUUAAAGCUCUGAAUGGGCCAGUGCUGAAGCAGGGCUGCUGAAGGAGGGAGGACGUUGGGGAUCUAUGGAUGUAGAACGAUGCAUCGUAAACAAAAUAUCACAUCUGCCCUCUGACACCUUACAGAACAGGUCUGAUCACAGAUUGCUGUUUGUUUGUCUGACAUCUCAAAGUGUUUCUGGUGCCUGUGUUGAAAUGUAAGGCAGCCCUUGUGGAUGGAUGGGUUAUCUGACCACUGACCACUCAAUCUAAGAAAAUUAAUGUGUGUAAACUGGUCUCCGCAUCCCAACCAAGGAAAUACACCAUCUCCCUGAAGGCACUCUCUUUCUUCUGCAGGCUGCAGUCAUGUUCUGGAAGUUUGACCUGCACAACUCAUCUCAGGUUGAGAAGCUCUUGGAGAAGGAGGACGUGACCCUACAGGAGCUGCUGGAUGAAGAAGAUGUGCUGCAGGAGUGCAAGGCCCAGAAUCAGCGCCUCCUCCUCUUCCUCACCCGGGACAGCAGCAUGCUGGAGCUUCUCAACCUCAUCACGCACGAGCCCCCUACUGACCGGGAGGAGAAACUGCGCUAUAAGUAUGCUAAUGUAGCAUGCGAGCUGUUGACGUGCGACGUGUCCCUCAUCAACGAUAAAGUUGGUGGAGACGAGUCUCUGCUGAACACACUCUAUAACUUCCUAGAACAGACGCCACCGGUGAACCCUCUACUGGCCUCGUUCGUCAGUAAGACUUUUGGCAACCUCAUCACCCGCAAGACAGAGCAGGUGAUCGGUUUCCUAAAGAAGAAAGAGGAUUUUAUAGGGCAGGUGUUUAAACACUUGGACACAUCGGCCAUGAUGGAUCUGGUGCUGCGUCUCAUUAGCAUCGUGGAGCCCGCUUGUCUCAGACAGGAAGUGCUUAGUUGGCUGAAUGAAGAGAGGCUGAUCCAGAGACUCAUUGAGCUGAUACACCCUCACAUUGACAAUGAGAGGCAGUCGAACGCAUCUCAGACCCUGUGUGACAUCAUCCGUCUGAGCAGAGAUCAGGCCAGCCUGCUGCAGGAAUCUUCAGAGACCGACCCUCUGCUCACAACACUAGAGCUACAGCAGAAUGUUGAGACCCUAUUGAAGAACAUGUUUGAAGGAGAAAGGAGUGAAAUGUGCAUCGUCUAUGGAACGCUAGUGUUACUUACAUUGUUGGAAACUCGGAGACCUAGUGUUGAGCAGGUGAUUGACCCGUGCUCUCAGGGAUUGGAAAAGUCUUACACUGUAAACAACAGCAUUUUAAUGGGCAUCCAACCACAUCUAAAGCACUUCCACCACCUUCUGUUAAACCCACCCAAGAAAUGUGUGAUGUUGACCACGAUGGGUGUUCUGGAGGAGCCGUUUGGCAACGCACGGCUGCAUGCGUCCAGAUUGAUGGCUGCUCUCCUGUAUACCAGAGCUCCCAGAAUCCACCACGAGCUCUGCCAACUGAACAUGAUCAACCUGCUGCUGGACUUGUUUUUUAAAUUCUCCUGGAAUAACUUCUUACACAUCCAAGUGGAGCAUUGUGUCUCUGCCAUCCUUAACCAGACAACACCGAAUGGAAAAUCACAUGACAGUCCAGAUCAGAUUCAGCUGGAAACACAAAACUCAGACACACAAAACUCAGACAGAUCUGACAUGUCCACAAGUUGUGACUUGAUAAAGCAUCUACUGAAGGACUGCAGGCUGGUUCAGAGGAUUUUGGAUGCUUGGGAAGAAAAUGACAAAACACAGGAAGCUGGAGGCAUGAGAAAAGGGUAUAUGGGUCAUCUGACCAGGAUUGCCAACACAGUUGUGCAGAAUGCAGAGAGAGAACAAGAACAGAUCACACAACUAAUAAAAGAGCUACCAGAGGACUACAAAGCACGCUGGGAACAGUUUGUGAAUGAAACGCUAACAGAAACUAACAAGAAGAACACUGCAGACCUGGUGUUCUCAGAUUAUCAGAUCCAGCAGAUGACGGCAAACUUUGUAGAUCAGUUUGGAUUGAAUGGCGAUGAAUUCGGAGAGCAUGACGGCAACAUCAGCGCCACGUUUGAUCGAAUCACAGAGAUCAACUUUAACCUGGUGGAUGAGGGGACGAGCUCUGCAGUUUUUGAGACUCGCACAAAGGAGCGAAUCCGGCCGUUUGAAGAUCCUGAGGAGGAGGAAGAUAUUUGGGAGGAUAAAGAAAUCAACUAUGCAACACAAGUGAAAGCCAGAAGCAGGUUUGGACUGGUGACAAAUGCUCAGAAGAGUGAGGUGGACAUUGGCUCUCGCAGGCGUCUGGGGUCACCUGACAUGGAGUGGUUUCCAGAGACCAAACAAAAUCUAGACAAGACCAAGAUCCAGGACAUGGACAAGCAGUCCAGCGAUCCGCAGAGUCCUGGAUGGACAGCGAGUUUUGAAGAUGACUUCAGCUGUCGGGAUUUUGCAAGUAUCGCCAUGGAUACAGGCUCCAACGUGUGGGGAAGCUCUACCGCCCAGCUCAGCGAGACAGAGGAGAAGGGAUGGGCGACUUUCACUGACUUCCAGCCUUUCUGCUGUUCAGAUGCAGGACCCAGAUGCAGUUCACCUGUGGACUCGGAAAAUCCAAACAAACAGAGCCAAAAUGAAGAAAUUAAAGGCUCGUCAGCGUGUGUGUGGAGUGUGUGUGGGGCGAGGAAGGCUCCGCUGGUGGCGUCUGACAGCAGCUCCAGUGGGUCAGACAGUGAGGAAGAAGAAGACAGAACCAACAUCAUCACAGAGAGCGUCGCCACGGGCAAUGCCAAGGAGAGCAUUACACUCAGUGUAGAUGCAAAACAAGAGAAGGCAGUCUUCAACAGUGACACUAAUGCCAAAGCAACAGAUGGCAUGGCAACAGGAACCAUGGCAAAACCCAUCACUGGUACUCAGUCGCCGAAGGGCGACUCCAGUAGUAACGGCCCAAUGUAACAGCGUUUGACUCGCCUCCAUGCCCAUGACAACCGUUGCUCCACUCAUGAAAUGUUAAAAGCUGUGGUUUCCCUGUUUUGGCAUUUGCUGUUCCCAUCGAUCUGCCGUGUAGUUACGUGGGUCUUUUUAGUUUGAGCAUGAGCGGUACUCUAGAUGAUCUCUGUCUUCCCUAUGAAGACAUCUUCACUGUUGGAGCGCUGACCUUUGAACCCUGUGAGAGCGGCCUCACUACAGUCUGUGUGUGUGUUGUUGAGCGUUGUGGACCUAGAGUAAGAUGCACAUGAUGCACAAUCCACAGAUGGAUUCUCACGUAUGCAUAAAAAUGCUUGGUACGUUGACAGGCGUGUAUUUUUUUUUUUUUUUUUUUUUUUUAGGUUUCUGAACCAGUAUUUUCUAUUUAGAACAAGGCAUGAUAUUAAGUGUGUGUGUGUACUUGUACAACUAUCUGUGUGAGGACAAACUGAGUAAGGUGAGAACCUUUCUGAGAACCCUUUAAAGGCCUGUUUAGGUCUUUUCACACUGCGCUUAACCCUGGGUUAUCGUCUUUCUAAACCCCGCUUUUAACCCCGGGUAAAAGAACUUUUCACGCUUGUAGGGGUUAGCACCGCUUUUUACCCGGGGUUAUGAAACCCUGCUCCGGAGAGGUUAGUAAAGGGUGAGUAAAUGAUGACAAUUUCAUUUUUGAGUGAGUUAACAGGGUUAACUCACUCAAAGAGCAGGGUUUCAUAACCCCGGGUAAAAAGCGGUGCUAACCCUGCUUCUGCUGUGUUAACCCCGUAUUGGCAUGCCAUACUUAAGUGUGAACCGAUGCAGUGUUAGAAUGUUACCGCUAAACGCUUAGCAACAGACAACGAAUCGCGUACUCAUAUUUGCUUGCUUUGGACAGUCACAGAAACACUGUGCAUUGUAUGUAAACAGUAAAUUCAGCAUUUGAGAGGAAAAAUGUCAAAUGCUGACAGAAAGCACGACAAUUUGAGUGAAAAUAAGACCGUUUCAUUCUUACCUUUUUAUAGUCUGAAAUGUCCAUUCAGUAUAAACUCGAUAGUACAGUCAGCAAUACGAGUAUACGUCAUGUAAAUGGGUCGCAUGCUGAUUUUAUCCAAUCAAUGACACUGACACCGCAAAUAUGCAAAUAAAUGUUAACCCAGGGUUUAGGAAUGUACAAUGUGAAACCUCAGUUUAUGAAUACCCAGGAUUAAUUGUUAAACCCAGGUAAAUUAUGAGCAGUGUGAAACGUGAAGCAAGAUAACCCAGGAUUCCGUUUAGCCGGGGUUUAGAAUGACCCAGGGUUAACCAUUUCAAGUGUGAAAAGCCCUUUUGAGGGUCAAGACUUGGUUUUAGGGAUAAGGUUAUAAUUAGGUUAUGGGUAGGUUUAGGUUUAGGCUCGGGUUAGGCUCUUAGUUGUGGUGGGUAUGGAGCUAGAGACUGCAUUGUGUCAGUGAAUGCCCUCACAAAGAUAGAUGUACAAGUGUGUGUGUGUGUGUGUGUGUGUGUGUGUGUGUUCUGUCUUGAUCAGAGUCUCCGUUUGCUGUAGCCCUUGGGCCCGGUACUGAUUUUAUUUCAGUACUGAUUUGUUUGCACUUAUGUUCCCACAGCAUUUAUGUUUCCAUUUCUGCCCACCAUCCACACAAACACAUAUAUAUAUAUAUGAGCAAAAAUAAUUGGGAGCAGGUCUCAAUAGUUCUGUUUUGUUGUGGGCUGUUUUUAUCUUAAAGGAAUAGUUCACCUACAAGUAAAAAUCCUGUUAUUUACACAUCAUCAUGUUUCAAACAUAGACUUUCAUCUGGAGAACACAAAAGAAGAUAUUUUAAAGAAUGUUCACGCUGAUCUUUUUUUAUAGAACGAUAGCGCAGAAGUCUUAUGAACCAUGUCAUAAGGGUUUGGAACAGCAUUAUGAAGGUGAGUAAAUGAUGACAGAAUUAUAUUUUUGAGUGAACUAUUCCUUUAAGCGUGUUUAUGUAAGACUGUUUUGACUCUGAUUGUGUUUGUGGUUGGUAUUUGAACGAACUCUCAGGUGAACGUCGUGUGUCUGAGCGAGUCUGUGUGCAAAAGAAGAUCCGAGGGCGCGUGUGCCUUGAAAUAUCAGAGAAUGACACAUCAGUAUGUUUAACGUGUGCGCACUUAUCCUUAAUCAAUCUUCCUAUAUCACUGUCAGGUCUUAGUAAUAACUGUCGAUGUGUAUUCUUUACGCUAUGUACACUUAAUAUUAUAUUUUUUAUGACUAAUUACUAGCCAACACUAGAACGCUGCAGUGUCCAUUUCAAUCUAGAGAGAUAGCAAUAAUAGUAUGGAUAAUUUCUUCAAAUUAUUUUCUUUUUUAGUAAUGUAGCUUUGACGAAAUGUGCACACAGGCACACAAACUGUUUGUGAGAGUGAGUGAGUGUGUGUGAAUGUUAAAGAGGCUCGGUGUGUUUUCAGUUUGAUUUUGCACUUUUAAACUUGAUUUUGAUACCAAAUGCAUUGGGAUAUUAGUGGCGGUACGAUGACGAUAAUGAGAGCCCUCGGUCAUUGUUUGGUCUAUGUGCAAUUUUGAAUUUAUAAGCCGUUGUGUAAUUAAUGUAGAUGUUUGCCGAUGCGAGUGUUUGUUGUGUUUAGGAGACUUUGAGCGAGACGCGAGAGAAAUGGCGACCGUACAGUACCAGGCUCUGUGCUUGAAUGUAAUUCAUAUUUUUAUGUUUAUUUUAUUUCAAUGUUAUUUUAUUAUUUUUUUAUUUUUUUGGCCAAAAUAUCUCUUAAAUAUUCAGUUUUUCUCCCAUUCUGGAUGACAGGGUUCCAUUCUCUCCCUCCGGAGACUGAUUUUCUCAUUUCGAUUGUUCCUUCAUUCGUUUUUGUUUCAUCACUUAAAUACUGCCACUUUUAGCUGUGGAAUAUCAGUAAAGUCUUUACUAGAAAUAAAGUCAAGACAUUAAUCCCCUUUUAUCGUCUUCCACGCACAUAUUAACCACUUUUUCUGAGUGUACUCUAGUCCAAGCAUUUUUAGUUGACCUGUUAGAUACCGUUACACGGGUAUAGCAAGUUCUGCUGCUGUUAGUAAUAGUUUGUCAAUGCAUUAGCAGGGCAUGAGAAUGAGAAAGAAAUUAUGGGGUUUUUAAUCAAAACUGUGAUGUAAGAAUUAUGCCAAUGUAAUGCCACUCAAUUUGUGAUUCUAAUUUACAACUUUUUUUUUUUUUUUUUUUUUUUCAAUCAUUGUUUCAUAUCCCCUUCUUCCUUCACACCACUAUGAAGAUUUUAUAGCUGAGAAAUAGAUGCAUCAGAACCUGCAAUGUGAAAUUUACGUUUAUGUUGUUGGGUUCUUUUCUCUUCAGCUCUUGUAUGUAUUCAUGUACCCAAAAACACAAACUCAUUGUAUGUUAUGAACUGGUACAAUAUUUUGUGGUAUGUUCUGCCUUGAGCGUCUCUCCAUGGUAUGAAACUGGAACACUGUUGUCAUUUAGUCAAAUGCCUUUUUAAUGUAAACUGAUGCUGGUGGUUUUUUUUUUUUUUUUUUUGGUAUAAUGCAAUACUGUACCUGUUAUCUGUUGUCAGAGUUAGGCUUUAAAAUCAGAUAUCAAACAAAUAAAUAUUUCAAAUGGG